CUCCUCAAAAUUUCUAGCAGCAUUUGGUUUGGCCUGUCUGAUUGAAUGUGAGAUUUUAAAUUGAGGAUUAAAAGUGCAGUUAAAUCGAAUUAAUAAACUUAGUUUUGUAUUUGGUGUUGGUGUAACGAAUCACGAACUGUCUCUGAACUCUAGUUCUAACCAAGACUUCAUUACACCGAGUGAUUGAUUUCAAAGAAGAUAGCCAUGAGUAAUCCAGUGAAGAAAGUUCCGAUUCACCUACAGAGUGCUCAAAAUAGGCUUCUUAUCAAAAAUGGAAAAAUUGUGAAUGCUGAUGAAAUAAUCGAUAACGAUGUUUACAUUGAAGAUGGUGUCAUCAAGCAAAUUGGGCGCAACCUCAUCAUUCCUGGAGGUACCCGAACUAUCGAUGCCAGGGGAAUGUUACUUCUACCUGGUGGUAUUGAUCCCCACACACAUCUUGAGUUAGAACUAAUGGGGGCGACGUCUGUCGAUGACUUCUACCAAGGCACCAAAGCUGCAAUUGCUGGAGGAACCACGAUGAUAAUUGACUUUGCACUUCCACAAAGAGGGGAGUCUCUUGUUGAAACAUACAACAACUAUAGACAAAAAGCCGAUGAAAAGGUUUGCUGCGACUACGCUCUACAUGUUGGGGUCACAUGGUGGUCUGAGCAGGUGAGCAAGGAAAUGGAGGAGAUAGUGAAGAACGGAGUGAACUCAUUCAAGGUGUUCAUGGCAUAUAAGGACAUCUACAUGCUGAAGGACUCAGAGCUGUACGAGGUGUUUGCCCGGGUGAAAGAGCUGGGCGGAGUAGCGAUGGUACAUGCUGAGAACGGUGAUAUUGUCGCUCAGAACACCAAGAGGUUGUUAGAGAAAGGCGUAACUGGACCUGAGGGUCAUGAACUUUCCCGUCCUGAAGACGUAGAAGCUGAAGCCACCAACCGCGCUGCGAUGAUUGCUAAUCAGGUGGGAUGUCCGUUGUAUGUCGUGCAUGUGAUGAGUGAGUCUGCUGCGUCCACUGUUGCGAAGCUGCGAGAAGGCAGGGAAACACUGCUGUUUGGAGAGACGCUGGCUGCUGCGCUGGGAACUACUCAGCCAGAGCCGGGAUGUUGCUGGGAACAUGCAGCAGCUCAUGUGCUCAGUCCUCCUCUGCGACCCAAGAAGUCUACCCCUGAGACUCUUAUGAAGUUUUUGGCUGACGAUGGUUUACAACUGACUGGUAGUGACAACUGCACUUUUUCAACAGAGCAGAAGAAACUUGGUCUUGGGGACUUCUCAAAGAUCCCCAACGGUGUUAAUGGGGUUGAGGACCGCAUGUCUGUGGUGUGGGAAAAAGGAGUCGAGACAGGAAUUAUUGAUCCUUGUCGCUUUGUAGCAAUCACUAGCACCAACGCUGCCAAGAUUUUUAACAUUUAUCCGAGAAAGGGUUGCAUAGCUGUUGGAUCUGAUGCCGACAUUGUUGUAUGGAACCGCCACAAAACAAGGGUGAUUUCUGCCAAAACUCACCAUCAAGCAUUGGACACUAAUAUUUUUGAGGGCAUGGAGGUCCAUGGAGUGCCUGAAUAUGUGAUUGUCAAUGGUCGAGUGUGUGUGGACGAGGGAGAUCUUAAAGCAGUCCAAGGUUAUGGCCGUUUUGUCCCGACAAAUGUUUUUCCUCCCAUGAUCUAUGUUGAAGAAGCUGCUGCCGCUGCGGCCGCCGCUGUUAAGGCAGAGAUGGAGAACCACGCUGUGACAGAGAAUGGCCGUAGUUCCCGAGCCAGUGUCAACGGAGACUCGGCCAGUGUCCGUGGUCGCUCUCCGGCUAUGAGCUGUUCUGCAUCUGUGUUUGGGGAUGACAAUCCAGCUCCGUUCCACUCUGGCAAGGGUAUGAGGCAGGAAGGCCAGCGCAAUCUGCAAGAUUCCACAUUUUCUAUAUCGGCGGAGCUAGAUGACUCAGGCCGCCGAUCCUGUAUCCGAGUGAAAAACCCACCAGGGGGUAUGUCGUCCGGGGGUUUCUGGUAAAUGACCCUCCACACUUCACAUCACAUUUCAUAUCUAUAUACUGUACUCUGCUUGACACCGCAUAGUUAACAUCAUUUUCUUUCAAUCGCAGUUUAGUGAACUAGGUAUGAUGUAAUGCCAAAGUAAUCUAAUAUUUUGAACUGUAACAAGGGUUGACAAGGGUCUUUCCCGCAUUUUAUACCCGUUGAUUUGUUGACAAUUUUGUUUCUUUGUUAAUGUAUCGAUAAGUCGUUAUUAACUCGUAUUUGAUAUGUGUUAAGCUUGCUUUUACGUGAUAACUGUUAUAAGAGCACUGGUUUAUCAGACUUCAUGUUAAUUUGCACAAUUCUGAACCAUUUCUGUAUGAUUUUACACCAACGUGAACUAUUUUCUUAAACAAUUCAUAUUAAUAAUAUUAGUAUGUAUGUAUAUUAUACAUUACUUGGUUUUGCCACUUUGAACUAUAAACUCCUUUUUAAUGUUUCCAACCCUCCAAUUGCCAUAUAAAACAAAUUAAUUUAUUUUGAGGAUAUCUCAACCUCAAAAACAAUAAAAUAAACUAAUGUACAAUUGAGAGACAUUUUAUACAUAAAAAAGAUUACACUUUCCCAAUAACAGAUUUGUAUACAUUUUUUAUGCAUUGGUUUUUCAUACAUUCACAUUUUAUUUCUUUUAAAUUUUACCAAUAGAGAAUUUUAAACAAAUGGUUCAGCAUUGUUUCAUUACUGCUAAAAACCUUAGUGUAUCCCUCGCCUAGGAACAAGUUACUCAUGAACAUUUAACACUGCCAUUUUAAUGUUGUUUGCAGUAGUUUAAAUAUUUAAUGACUUACUUAAAAUUGAAAUACUUAUCAUCUUUGUAUUAUGUCCACAGAUCUAUUGAUCUUUUAAAACAGUAUUUACAACAAAUGUUGGUAUAUCAAUGAGUUAAAUAGCUCUAGAUUUGUAAAUUUAAGUUAUAUUUGAGUCAAUUGUCUUCCAUAACCUGGCCAAGACAAUAUGUUAUUUUAAAGUUAAAUUUUACGAAGGCGCACAUUAAAACUCUUUAUGAAAUAAAUAAUUUAAAACAAAAAAAACAAUGUCUGUUCUAAAAAGCAAUGCCUGCAAAAAGCAAAAUAACCUGUAACCUGUUGCAAAUAAAAGCUUAAAAAUGGGAGAAGUAUUGUUUUUAGUAAUUAUUCUUUCAAAUAGUGCAAUGUUAAUUGCAGUAUGAAAAAAGUGCAUUAUGUUAUCUUGUAAAUCUGUGUUUAAAAUUUGUAUUUUACAAAACAAUAAAUAUAUAAAUUAAAUCUUACUGUUAAUUGUUAGCAUUAUGAAUAUUGUUGCUUUCUUAGAUGUCUAAAUAAAAACUUGUUGUGGAAUACGUUAGUGUUCCUUAACAUUUUGUGCUGCCAUUACUAGGUGUGCUCUGCUUUCUUAUGCUUCAUUGUAUAAUCUUUAACAAUUAAAGUUGCUAUUUUAAAAGUAACAAAUAGCAUCAGCCUUAAAAGAAACAGUUUACAGAUUUGAUUUAUGUAAUAAAUACUCGUAUUACAGGGUGUCUAUAGGUCAGCAAAGUCAUUAGAAGUCAAACUUGUUUUAGGAUGAGUUUUAUCCAACCCUCUUUACUAAAGUAAAGAAUAGUAUAUUUGAUUACCAUUACUAAAAGUGGCUUUUUUGCAAUUUGUGAGAUUUUCCAGCUUGUCUCGUACAAACAAAGGAGCAGUGCCGGAAAAGCACUAUUGGUUCAAGUCAUGAACAAAACGUUUCAUCACAACACAAAAAUUAGGUAAUACUUGUUUCUUUUUGCAUUCAAAUUGUUGACAAAAAUCAUAUAAUUGUAAUUGUUAAUAUGCUUAGAAUUGAACAUACACUUUAUUUGAUUUGAAGUGGGCAAACAAAAAGGUUAUUAGGAUCAAGGGAAAAUGGUGACAAAUUUUUGUUUAUCAACAAUCUCUCUCUCUUCAUUCAUGCAUAUUUCUCAAAACAAGCCCAGCUGUGUCACUUUUCAAUAAUAAACCAAACAAUUUAAAUUAAACUAUAAAUUGUAUAGUUGUUUAAAGCAACCCCCUUUGAUCGUUAAAAUUUUAUUUGAGUUCAUAAUAAAAAUAUACAAGUAUUAUUUGCCUAUUUAAGUUUUCUUAUUUCACACACUAGUGGAAAAAUCGUCCAAACCAAUGAAUCCCGAUUUUUCGUCCCUUAGCUGGUAGAUACCCUGUUUUAACAUACCUUUUGCUAAAAUGCUUUUUAUACUAUAGCUUGCGUAAUUUACAAUAUAAUAUCAUGUUAAACAUUAAUUUGCAAUAAAUUAACAUAAUUUUACUAAUAUUUAUCAAAGUACAAAAAAAAAUCUCGAUGACCAAAAAUGAUAUAGCUCAAUUUUUGUUUGAUCAAAUUCUAGUCAAUGAAGCAAUGGUUGUUUUUUUCAGCACAUUGGCAGCGUUUACUUAGUAUUGUUAUGAUUCAUGGGUUGUUUAAUUUGUAUCAUUUAACAAUAAGUGGUUAAAUAAUUCAUUAAAGGCUAUAGAAGUUGUUUUGAUGCUGUAUCAUAUUGUGCGUAAUCACAUACAUUUGGUUGGAAUUGUACAUUAUUCUUAAACAAUCAAGUAUUAAGGAAAUUUGUUGAUAAGCUAAACAAAAACAAAAUUUUUCUGUAAAACCCGUUAUGGAUUAUUUUUAGUAACUAGUUUUUGGUUAUGUCAUUUUCAUUUAUUGUAUCGUAUUAUUUAUUCCAUUUCUAAACUCAUUUACAUUUAGCUUGUUUUUAAGGUAGUAAAUCGUGAGUAAACUUGUAGAACCAAAGAAAUGGGUUACCAAUGAGCACAAACUUCAAAACUUCUAGUUCUAGUCACUUUUGUCUUACACUUCUUAUUUAUACAUUGAAGUUUUGUUGAAAUGCUAGUUAGACCCAUUCGAUACUAACACAGAAACAUAAAAUAGUAGGCAACACUUGUAUACAAUAAAAAAAUACCUUUUAUGGUUUGUCUUUGAUCAAAAUCUUAGCCCUUUUUUUCUUUAAAAUAUUAAAACACUCUUGUAUUGUAAAACAUUAAAUUAAGUUAGGUCGGAAAUGAACAAUGCUUUAUUUAAACUACCGGUGUUGUAGUUGAUAACUAAUAUUCAAUGUGUCGGAUUCAUGAAUAGCAAUAUGGUGGUAUACAUCACACAUAUUUCGUUUUUACCUCUUUGUAACAAUAAUGUUGAUUUAUGAUUUUGUAGCUUAGAGUUGGCGUGAAAUGUUUUGUGAUACUACACUAAGACUUGUGAAACAUCUAUGUUGGUCGCUUGUUUGGUGUUUGUCAGUUCAGUAUAUUUUAUAUUCCAUUUAUCGGAUCGUUUCAAGUUAUACGUUACUUGUUUGACAAAGAAUACUGUUAAGAUUAUAUUUAGUUAAGAGUACAAAAUUUAUAAAAAUAAUAGUUAUGAUAAGUUAUUGUUUGGCACGAGUAUGUGGGUCGCACGAUGCGUUGGUAAGCUGCAGUAAUGUUAGAUAUUUGUUAUGUAAGUUUGAUUUACCACCUUAUAUCGAUGGAGCGCUUAUUUUGAGGUUGAGGAUUGUGACUUGUAACUCGAUGUUAUUUUAUUAUUUGAUAUACAAGUUAAUGUGGGAGGCUUUGGCCUUCGAGUAGUUAGCCAGAUGUUUACUGUACUCUAUUUAUAUUUAUUACCUCUUUUGAAUAAAAAAGCGAACUAAGUUACUGUGUUAUAUUGAAUUGAAAUACAUUUCUAAUCAAUGUCAAAA
Macrosteles quadrilineatus (aster leafhopper) is the source of this 5676-nucleotide messenger RNA. Its product is annotated as dihydropyrimidinase-like. Gene Ontology annotation, cellular component: cytoplasm; cytosol. The record is from RefSeq and is a predicted model, not a curated record. Gene Ontology annotation, molecular function: dihydropyrimidinase activity. Lineage: Eukaryota; Metazoa; Arthropoda; Insecta; Hemiptera; Cicadellidae. The transcript has 15 exons. Bases 205 to 1977 code for a protein of 590 amino acids. Gene Ontology annotation, biological process: pyrimidine nucleobase catabolic process.